GGGCAAGAGUGGCCACGGAAUAGCCAGUUCAACCUUCUAGCGGCCUAUAAAGGCCGGCGCCAGGGGAAAGGGGCUGUUUUCCCAAAGGAAAUUAAAGCUGCUUGAACGACUGACAAGGACUAGCAAGACAUCAGAAAACGUUAACGUUACAUUCCUCGCUGGAGAGGUAAGGACUGAAUGGGCCUAAAGGAGCUAUAACAUCAUCUUGGUCAGAUUAGGAAGCACUGUAGUAGGUCAAACUAGACUCCUCACUACCACAUUCUAAUGAGGUCACGGCAAUGCUGACAUCUCCUCUGAAUCCAAAGACAUCAUCAUGCUGAAGACGGAGGCCUCGGGGGAGAGGACCAGCCUCCGGAGUGCCUCCCCCCACCGUAAUGCCUACCGGGCUGAGUUUCAGGCACUCAAGAGGGCCUUUGACCAGCCUCGGAUCGAUGGAGACUCAAAGCCCAAAGACGUCGAUCGGGUGAAACAACCAAGGGGUCGUCAGUAUGGCACCCAUGUCAGCCGCAUUAAGGACAUGUUCAUGCAGAUUAGUUCAGAAAAUUCAGCAGCUAAGACAAGGGGUAGAGAUGAUUCUUCGUCACAAAAGCUGGUCAAGCCCACCAACUUCAUCAACAAGGCUGAUGGAUCAGUGAUAAAACUCCAGCAUUCGUCAUCAGCUGAAAGGGUUGGAGGUGCUGGAGCAAAGUUCUCUGAAACCAGGAAGCUGUUUGAGCAGCAGUCACGUGACCAGUCCCAAUCACCAGUUUUUCCAUACGGACGCGAUAAAAGAGGCUCUCAUGAGUAUCUUGAUGACUGGCGAGGGGCAAGGUCCAAUCGAGGCAGUACAGACUCCUUGGACUCACUUUGCUCCAGAACAGAAGCGUCCUCACCGACUGUCAGUCAACUCAGUGCUGUUUUUGAAAAUGCUGACCACCACAACCAGGGUGUGUCCUACAGGGGUGUCAGCAGACGAGCCCUUUACUCACCAGAUGGAUUCCAACGCCAUGGAGGGGAUCUCAGUGAGGAUGAUUCACGACAGUCUCCUGUUCGUGGAAACUACCGGAGCAAGAUAGGGGGAAAGUUUCCCACAUCCUCGUCCUCUGAGGACCUCCUGAGCCCCAGUCCUGGGACAGAGACAGUGGAGCUGAAAUCAGUUCCACAAGAGGACGAAGCCCAAGACAAAGCAGAGAAGGCUGAGACUACGGGUGGAGAUCGACGGCACCCUUCUGGGGCCACCACCAAUGGAAGCCAGGUCAAUGGUUCUUGUGAAGAAGAUAAACCUUCAGAAACAAGAAAACAUACUGAGGAUCUAGGGGUGUCCAAAGUUUCAAAACCUACAGAUGAUGCUGUGAUUAUCAACAAAACUUUUGAAGAUGCCACUCCAGAGCCCCUGCCGACCCCAACUACACCGGCUGAAAGCCAGGAGGACGGAGAUGGUUCAAGAGAAGACAAGCCCUCUGAAUCUCCCAAUGACCAGGUGGAAGAACCUGAUGAGGAAUACACUGGGAAUGAGCGGGUAGUUUUUAAUGCAGACGGGGACGCCUGUUAUCAGGGUUGGGGUGAAAGCUGCACGGAUCCUGAGGAUGACCUCUAUGGAGACGACGAGGAUAUUGUCUACGACCCAGGCUCUGAUCUGACAGAGAUUCCUGGUCUGCCAGAAGAAAACAAAGAGGACAUCCCUCCAAAGAGAAAGAUUUGCUUCAGCACUGCUCCCAUUACAGUGUUCAACACCUACUCCAAUGAGGACUAUGACCGACGUAAUGAGGAGGUGGAUCCUGUGGCCUCCUCCGCAGAGUACGAGCUGGAGAAGAGGGUGGAGAAACUGGAGCUAUUCCCUGUGGAGUUGGAGAAAGAUGAGGAUGGCCUGGGGAUCAGUAUCAUCGGGAUGGGUGUUGGUGCUGAUGCUGGCCUGGAGAAACUGGGCAUCUUCGUCAAGACCGUCAUCGAGGGCGGAGCUGCUGAGAGAGAUGGCAGGAUAAAGGUUAACGACCAGAUCGUGGAGGUGGAUGGGACCAGUCUGGUGGGCGUCACCCAGAGCUUUGCUGCCUCCGUCCUCAGGAACACAUCAGGAGUGGUUCGGUUUGUGAUUGGCCGGGAGCGUCCGGGCCAGCAGAGUGAGGUGGCCACUCUGAUCCAGCAGACCCUGGAACAGGAGAGGAGACAGAGAGAGCUGCUGGAGCAGCAGUAUGCCCACUAUGACGCUGAUGAUGACGAGCAGACAGGAGAGUACGCCACAGAUGACGAGGAAACGGGGACAACAGUGGAAGGCGGAGAGAAGAGCAUUGAGGUGUUUGACUUGCCAGAGACAGAAGACAUCUUGUCUCCCUCGGACUUAGAUGCCACUAAACUCUACCAGAAGUUCAGAGAGCUCCAGAUCAAACACACAGUGACCGAAGCCGAGAUCCAGAAGCUUAAAAACAAGUUGGCAUCGGUGGAGAGGGAGAAGCAACGCUGGGAGAAAGAGAAGAGCCAGCUGAAGGCCAGCAUCGAGGAGAACAAGGAGAGGAUGUUGAAGCUGGAGAGCUACUGGAUCGAGGCGCAGACCCUCUGCCACACCGUCAACGAACACCUGAAGGAGGCCCAGGCCCAGUACCAGGCUUUAGAGAAGAAGUACAACAAAGCCAAGAAACUCAUCAAAGAUUUCCAGCAGAAAGAGGUUGAGUUUAUCCAGAAGGAGGAUGCAGAGAGGAGGCGGCUGGAGGACGCUGAAAAAGCUCACCUGGCUGAGAUCCAGGGACUGCAAGUCAGGAUUGCAGCAUUAGAGUCCGAGCUAAUGCAGCUGAUGAAGCAGAAUGGCAUCCAGGUCAACAACAACAACAGCAACAGUGCUGAGAGGUUCAGCGCUCAGCAACACAGCCCUGUCAGGGCCGCAGCACAAGCCAGAGACCUGAGCGAGGGCUGUCCCCACUCCCCCAGCAAAAAGAACAGCUACAGAGGAGUCACCCGUGACAGCAUCAGCUCCACCGAGGGAGAGGUAUCAGAGGGACAUGGCACUCCAGCCCACAGUCACUCUGGUUCGAUUCGUAGUGUGGCCUCUUGUGAUGGAGGAGCUGCGGCCCUCAGGGCUCCCGGCAGUGCAGAAAGCUCCCCCAGACGAACACUGCACUCACCAUCCACCACAGGAGUCCUCCAGGAUGGUUCUCAGUCUGCAAUGUCGAGCCCUUCUCACGGUCUGGAGGAGCACAGACAAGCUCUGGACCCUGGGUCCUCCCUCAGGAAAACCAAAGUGAAGGACAAAGAUCCCAGAGCCUCACCUGGAAACAGCUCCACAGAGCCAUCAGCAGAGGAUAGUCCAGAGAAAGUAAAGGCCAAGGGACCCACUUUGAACGAUGAUCUGAGUGCCAGCAGCAGCAGCUCAGUGGAGAUCAGCGGUCUGCUGAGUGAAGCCAAGAUGUCAGGACACUCACACACCCUGGUGCUGUCCUCGGAUGAGAGUCUGGAUAUGAUAGAUGAUGAGAUCCUAGACGAGGGACAGUUUUCGAAGCAGUAUCAGUGGCAGAACCGCAGCAUUACAGAGUGGACCUCCCAGCAAGUGGCCCGCUGGCUCAUGGGCCUCAACUUAGAACACCAUAUCCCAGAAUUCACUGCCAAAAACAUAGAUGGAGAACAGCUGCUACAGCUGGAUAGCACGGAGCUAAAGACCCUUGGAGUCACUUCUACGCAGGACCGUGCCCUGAUUAAGAAAAAGAUCAAAGACCUUAAGGUUCUGAUGGAGAAGGCAAAGAGGAACCGUGACAAGGUGGAGAAACAGCGCGAGAAGCUACGGAAGAGAGAGCUGGAGCAGCAGCAGAAAGAGGCGUGCAAAGAAAGCGCGGCAGAGUGAAGCAAAUCAUUACAUCACCUCCUGCUUUACUGUAGCACCACAACAAGUAGCAUCGAGGAACAGAACGUCAGCAGGCCCCACAAACUAACCCUGAGGGACGCCUACUCAGUAGUUCAGUAGUUCUCAGUGGUGGAGUUCAGGCCCAAACUGUCGGAGAUAGUUGAGUGACUUUUUCAGUAAGCAAAUUAAACCAAAAUGAGCAUUUGGAUAAUAGGAUGCUGCCCCUUCAUUUGCCUCAUUUUACACCCAUCCUCUGUUUGUAGCCAUUUAAGAAUUUACUCAGUUAUAUUUAUUUCGCUGUUUAUAGCUUUUCGAUUAGGUUUAUUUAUUCAUAUCCAGAGUAAGUCUGUAUUAAGUUCAUUUCAUCCUCAUCCCAUAUCAUUCUCAGAGCCAUCUGUUACCCAUCACACCACCUUUAAACACAACAACCAUGUACAUAUACAGUGAUAAAUACAGAUAAAAAUAUGUCUGAUGUGCCAUUUUGAUAGACCUAUGUAUAUAUUGUUCAGAUACAUUGAUCAGUGGAAUCAUUCUAUUGCUUUGAAGCACAUACAGUUCCCGGCCUGUGUGGUGGAAUAUAUGAGGCAGUACUCAUCUCCCACCACUGGGUGUCCCCUUGCUGCUUACUUUCAAUACCGACCAAGACAACACUGGAACUUUCCAAUAGGAAAUGAACUGGGAACCAAGUUUGACUGAGAGAAACAAACUCUCUCAGUGUUUGCAAGAACACUGGAAGUGCGACACUGUAAAUUUAACCUCUGCACUGGUUCGUCCAGUGCUCCUUACAGUAUAAAUGUACCAUAACUAAAGCAGUUCUCAAACUAUGAAUGACAAGGACAUAUUGUACUCAUUGGACUGGUUUUAAUGGAGACUUCAGGUACAAUGUAAUCAUGAAAUUUGUAACUUACCAAACCCAUACCAUAAA
Messenger RNA from Xiphias gladius (swordfish), 4730 nucleotides. It is a transcript of the gene ppp1r9a, whose product is annotated as protein phosphatase 1, regulatory subunit 9A. The record is from RefSeq and is a predicted model, not a curated record. The transcript is spliced from 21 exons. NCBI's taxonomy places the organism in Eukaryota, Metazoa, Chordata, Actinopteri, Istiophoriformes, Xiphiidae. Gene Ontology annotation, biological process: actin filament organization; neuron projection development; calcium-mediated signaling. Gene Ontology annotation, molecular function: actin filament binding. Gene Ontology annotation, cellular component: cytoplasm; postsynaptic density; actin cytoskeleton. Bases 314 to 3805 code for a protein of 1163 amino acids.